AAGUCUCUGUGACUGUUCCCCUCCUGUACUCUUUGCCUUCCGUUCUCUGCUCCGAUCGGUUUACGUAUCUUGUUCGGUGUAGUGAGACGAUAGGAAAUGGCGCCACAGACGAGGAGACUGGCGUUUCCUAAAGUGUUAAUUGAGAUGAACUCGGACUCUGAGCAGAGCUCAUCGGAAGAAGAGGAGGAGGAGGAGGAGGAGGAGGAGGAGGUAGAGGCGAAGGAAGAGGAAACUGUUGUGCUGAGUGAAAAUGGAGAGGAAAAGGAAGAGGAAGAUGUGGACGUGAAGAAGAAAGGGAAAGCACUUAUCACUAUUAGCCUCAAGAAAGUUUGUAAAGUUUGUAAGAAGGCAGGACAUGAAGCGGGGUUCAAGGGUGCUACAUAUAUAGAUUGCCCUAUGAAACCCUGCUUUCUUUGCAAAAUGCCUGGUCAUACUACAAUGAGUUGUCCACAUAGAGUGGCCACAGAACAUGGGGUUAUCCCAGCACCCCAUCGAAAUACCUUUAGUUCCUUGGAAUAUGUUUUUGAGCGCCAGCUGAGACCAAGAAUCACGCCAGUCAAGCCAGCAUAUAUAAUCCCAGACCAAGUGAAUUGUGCGGUUAUCAGAUACCAUAGUAGGCGGGUGACAUGUCUGGAGUUCCAUCCAACAAAAAACAACAUUCUUUUAUCUGGGGAUAAGAAAGGACAAUUUGGUGUGUGGGAUUUUGAUAAAGUGUCUGAGAAGAUAGUUUAUGGGAACAUACACUCGUGUAUACUUAACAAUAUGCGAUUUAACCCCACAAACGAUGGUAUGGUGUAUGGUGCAUCUUCUGAUGGAACUGUCAGUUGCACAGAUUUGGAGACUGGAAUUGCAUUAUCUCUUAUGAACCUUAACCCUGAUGGAUGGCAGGGCCCAAACAGUUGGAGAAUGCUUUAUGGAAUGGAUAUCAACUCAGAGAGAGGUGUUGUACUUGUUGCUGAUAAUUUUGGUUUUCUCCAUGUGGUGGAUGCUCGCUCCAACAGCAAAACGAGGGAGGCAAUUUUGAUCCAUAAGAAAGGUAGUAAGGUUGUAGGACUCCAUUGCAAUCCUGUUCAGCCUGAGCUUCUUAUGAGUUGUGGAAAUGAUCAUUUUGCUCGUCUAUGGGAUAUGCGUCGAUUAGAAUCUGGAUGUGCCCUCUACAGCCUUGCACAUACACGUGUUGUCAACUCUGCCUUUUUUUCUCCUUUAUCUGGCAGCAAAAUUCUUACCACUGCUCAGGACAAUCGACUGCGUGUAUGGGAUUCAAUAUUCGGUAACUUGGAAUCCCCAAGCCGAGAAAUUGUGCAUAGUCAUGAUUUUAACCGACAUUUAACUCCUUUUCGAGCUGAAUGGGAUCCAAAGGACCCCUCAGAGUCCCUUGCAGUCAUUGGCCGCUACAUAAGUGAAAAUUAUAAUGGAACCGCCUUGCAUCCGAUUGAUUUUAUUGAUCUUAGCACUGGGCAAUUAGUUGCUGAGGUCAUGGAUCCAAACAUCACCACUAUUAGUCCUGUCAACAAAUUGCAUCCAAGAGAUGAUGUUUUGGCUUCCGGUAGUUCAAGGUCACUUUUCAUAUGGAAGCCAAAGGAGAAAUCUGAAAUUGUGGAACAGAAAGAUGAAAGAAAGAUUGUGUACUGUGGUAAAACAGAGAAGAAGCGCAACCGGAAGUUUGGGGGUGACAGUGAUGACAAUUCUGAUGAUGAUAUUUGCAGCACAAAGGGCAAAAAGUCAAGGUUCAAAAUGUCUGAUAUGAAAUCAGGUCGCCUUACCUCUAAAGCUAAGCCAAGAUAGAUAAUAAAUAGUAACCUAAAAAGCGGGAACUCUCUACCCGCUACAUUGCAGGAAAAUUUUUGUGCAAACCUUUACAGAUUGCUGAUUUUGGCUCCUUUCCUCCGGGGAGAACUUUUCUUUGUUUGCAGAAUGUUUAGCUAUUUAGAUCAACACAUCACUGCCUUUUGUUUCCUUAAUUGUCUGUAUGCGAGAAAGGAAGUAUUUUGCUCUCGGGGUUUGGUUGUGAACAUACAAGUAGGGUUGUAUAUAAUAUUUAGUUGAAUUUAUUUUGCCCAACGUUAAUAACUCA
Messenger RNA from Tripterygium wilfordii, 2074 nucleotides. RefSeq names its product protein DAMAGED DNA-BINDING 2. Gene Ontology annotation, molecular function: protein binding; damaged DNA binding. The transcript has 11 exons. Gene Ontology annotation, biological process: response to UV; DNA repair. Gene Ontology annotation, cellular component: nucleus; Cul4-RING E3 ubiquitin ligase complex. Bases 97 to 1785 code for a protein of 562 amino acids. The record is from RefSeq and is a predicted model, not a curated record. Lineage: Eukaryota; Viridiplantae; Streptophyta; Magnoliopsida; Celastrales; Celastraceae.